ACAAAGCAUCCCCGGAAGCUUCAACUCUGGAGGCGAUGGGUCGGAAGGAAGAAGAUGACUGCAGCUCCUGGAAGAAACAGACGACCAACAUCCGGAAAACCUUCAUCUUCAUGGAGGUGCUGGGAUCAGGAGCUUUUUCGGAAGUUUUCCUGGUGAAGCAAAGGGUGACUGGGAAGCUCUUCGCCCUGAAGUGCAUCAAGAAGUCACCGGCAUUCCGGGACAGCAGCCUCGAGAAUGAGAUCGCUGUGCUGAAAAAGAUCAAGCAUGAAAACAUCGUGACCCUGGAGGACAUCUAUGAGAGCGCCACUCACUACUACCUGGUCAUGCAGCUUGUUUCCGGUGGGGAGCUCUUUGACCGGAUCCUGGAGCGGGGUGUCUACACAGAGAAGGACGCCAGCCUGGUGAUCCAGCAGGUCUUGUCAGCUGUGAAAUACCUCCACGAGAAUGGAAUCGUCCACAGAGACUUAAAGCCUGAAAACCUGCUGUACCUCACCCCUGAAGAGAAUUCUAAGAUCAUGAUCACAGACUUUGGUCUGUCCAAGAUGGAACAGAGUGGUGUCAUGUCCACUGCCUGUGGUACCCCAGGCUAUGUUGCUCCGGAAGUGUUGGCCCAGAAACCCUACAGCAAAGCUGUGGAUUGCUGGUCCAUUGGCGUCAUCACUUACAUAUUGUUGUGUGGGUAUCCUCCUUUCUACGAAGAAACUGAGUCUAAGCUUUUUGAGAAGAUCAAAGAAGGCUACUAUGAGUUUGAGUCUCCAUUCUGGGAUGACAUUUCUGAGUCAGCCAAGGACUUUAUUUGCCACUUGCUGGAGAAAGACCCGAGUGAGCGGUACACCUGUGAGAAGGCCCUGAGGCACCCCUGGAUUAACGGGAACACAGCCCUCCACCGGGACAUCUACCCCUCAGUCAGCCUUCAGAUCCAGAAGAACUUUGCCAAGAGCAAGUGGAGGCAAGCCUUCAACGCAGCCACCGUGGUGCACCACAUGAGGAAGCUGCACAUGAACCUGCACAGUCCCGGCGUCCGCCCCGAGAUGGAGAACAGGCCUCCCGUCACGAAAGCCUCAGAAGCUUCGAGACCCAGCUCCCCUGAGAUCACCAUUAUUGAAGCCCCCGCCCUGGACCAGAGCGUGGCCCUCCCUGCCCUGACCCGGCUGCCCUGCCAGCAUAGCCUCCGGCCCACAGCUCCUGGAGGCAGGUCCCUCAACUGCCUGAUCAACGGCUCCCUCCGCAUCAGCAGCAGCCUGGUGCCCAUGCAGCACGGGCCCCUGGCGGUGGGGCCCUGUGGCUGCUGCGCCAGCUGCUUGAGCAUCGGGAGCAAAGGGAAGUCCUCCUACUGCUCUGAGCCCUCACUCUUCAAAAAGGCCAACAAAAAGAACUUCAAGUCCGAGGUCCUGGUGCCCGUCAAAGCCAGCGGCAGCUCCCACUGCCGGGCGGGGCAGACUGGAGUCUGUCACAUUAUGUGAUCCCUGUGUCACUGCAGCUUUCAGGUGAGGGGACUAGAGGCAGGAGGGCUGGGCGGGGAGCCUGGUGGGGGAGCUUCUAUCCCAGGAGGAAAGCCCCAUCCCAGAGUCUGAAUAAUAGGGUCUGAGGGGUGCCAGCAGGGCACCCCCACUCCACCCUGCACCCUUUCCUCUGCAGGAGAGAUGGCCAACUCUUCUCUGCCCUUCCGAACCUGGGUCUACUCUGCAGCAGGAGGAGGGGAGCAAGCGGGGCAAGGCGUGGCAGGAGCAAUUUCUGGUCAGAAGCAGCCAACUGCUUCCGCCUGGGGCAGCCCCUCACGCAGGCCCAGGCGUGAGCCUCCGGAUAACAAGGCCUCUGAAGCUGUGGGCAGGAGGAACGGCACCCGCCGGCUUCCAGGUCGCCCCGGCCUGCUGCUCUGUGCCCCGCUCCCCACGUGCCGUGGCUCUGUGCAGUGUGCGUAGGUAGCUCUUGCCCAGGUCUGUGUUGUGUGUCUUGAAAAGCUUAACAGGCUGGCCAGGCUGUGUCACCCUCAGAGCAAAGCCAUAAGGAGCAUCUACCCAGACUCCCCACUCAGCACUCACUCGCUCCUGCCUCUCAGGCCUCCAUCCCUGUGGCCAGGAUGGGCUCACCAGUGUAGUCGCCUGCCCAUCCCAUCCGCAUGAAUGACGGGCAGCUGGGCGGUCUGUCUGUGCGCUCUCCAGGGAAUUUCUAACUCCAGGAUUGGCUCCUCACUGUGCCGAGACCCCCAGCCCACCCCAGCCCACUUCUGAGCCAGCUCCCUCCCCGCCCCAGUCCAAAGGCAAUGCCACACCCUCCAAGAUGAUACAGGAAGAAAACCAUGACUAAGUACUGUAAGGAGUAAUAUCCUGGCCAGAUGCCCUCCGCACACACCCAAUUAAGUAAAAACUGGAAGUUGACUGUUUUCA
This is a messenger RNA of Myotis lucifugus (little brown bat), 2387 nucleotides long. It is a transcript of the gene CAMK1G, whose product is annotated as calcium/calmodulin dependent protein kinase IG. NCBI's taxonomy places the organism in Eukaryota, Metazoa, Chordata, Mammalia, Chiroptera, Vespertilionidae. Bases 36 to 1463 code for a protein of 475 amino acids. Gene Ontology annotation, cellular component: intracellular anatomical structure. The record is from RefSeq and is a predicted model, not a curated record. Gene Ontology annotation, biological process: peptidyl-serine phosphorylation. The transcript is spliced from 11 exons. Gene Ontology annotation, molecular function: ATP binding; calcium/calmodulin-dependent protein kinase activity; calmodulin binding.